Carassius gibelio (silver crucian carp) is the source of this 1952-nucleotide messenger RNA. RefSeq names its product piggyBac transposable element-derived protein 4. The transcript is spliced from 3 exons. The record is from RefSeq and is a predicted model, not a curated record. Lineage: Eukaryota; Metazoa; Chordata; Actinopteri; Cypriniformes; Cyprinidae. The coding region runs from base 81 to 1910 and encodes 609 amino acids.
ACAAAUAACAAAGGGAAGCAGUUUGCCUACCGCCAAAACGCGAAAAGCAGAGCAUCAUCACUAAUUUUGGGUUGAUCAGGAUGCCCCGGUGCGCACGCGAGACCCAGACCAGCCUGGACAGCGAGGAAGAGCUCAGCCCUUCCUCCGAAGAAGAAGGAGAAUACGACGAUGAAUGCUUGCAUUUUGAGGAACGAUUUGAUCCAGCAGAGGAUACAAUAUCGGACGAGAAAGUGGUGCCUUCACGUGCACCUCACACAAGGACGACACACAAACCUACUUCAGUUUUCAACGCGGUCGAGAAUCUUAAUGAAUGUGAGGAUCAUGACAAAACACCUUCCAAAAGAAAGAAAUACCAUUCAAAGGUCAAGAUUGUUUCAUGGAAAGCAGAGACUGAUGUUGACAAGGAUCCACAGACUCUGAGAUUCCUGCCUACUCGGGAACCAGGACCACAGUUGUCUGAUGCUGACUCACACUCUCCCAUGAGUCUUUUCAAACUGUUUUUCACAGAGAGCGCCGUGGAAAACCUGUGCCACAACACAAAUGCCCAGGCUGCCAGGGCAAUUGCAAAAGGCCGCAAGUACAAAUGGACAGAUAUCAGUGUUGAUGAGCUUUACAGCUACAUUGGACUCAUUUUCUACAUGGCCGCGGUGAAGAUGAGCUCCAUCGCUGACUACUGGCGGCAGGACACCAUUUUCUCUGUGCCUUUCCCUGCCACAGUUAUGUCAAGGGACAGAUACCGCACCAUUUCCAAUGUACACAUGAGUCACCCAGACGCAGACAAGGAAAAUGACAAAAAAAGGGGCACAGCUGAAUAUGACCAUGUUUUCAGGAUCAAACCCCUCAUGGACACGAUUCGUCUUGCGUGCAAAGCCUUCUAUCAUCCUAGAAGAAAUUUAAUUGUAAAUGAGAGAUUGGUGGCAUGCAGAGCAAAUACAGAAGUGACAAGGCAUUCAAAAACCAAGAUGACAAAGUUGGGCUUCAAGUUUUUUGAUCUUUCAGACUCAUCAAAUGGAUAUAUUGUGGACUUCUCCGUUUACACGAGCAAUAAUAGUUUUCCUGCAGGCCGUGGGCUUUCAUAUGAUGCUGUGAUGUCUCUCCUGGAUCGUAAAGUUUUGGGCUCUGGGUACCAUGUGUACAUGGAUGAUUUCUACACAAGUCCAAAGCUCUUCACAGACUUGUUUGCUCUAAAGUUUGGUGCUUGUGGGAUUUACCGAGACCACAGGAAGGACUUCCCGAAGACUGCAGCUAAUUCACUUAGCAGUGACUCCACCAUGGGAUCCAUCAGGUGGAUUCGGGACGGGCCUCUUGUGUGUGUGAAGUGGAUGGACACGCAAGUGGUGUCUGUUUGUUCCACCAUACAUGCUGCCUAUACAGGAGACCGUGUGAAAAGGAAAGCCAAAGUACAAGAUAGAUGGAAGACAAAGAUUUUACCAUGUCCUGCGCCUGUGUCUGCAUAUAACCACCACAUGGGGAGUGUUGACCUCUCCAAUCAGCUGUUGCAGUUCUACACCAUACAGCACAAAGCCAUGAAAUGGUACAGAAAAGUCUUUCUACACUUCUUGGACAUUGCUUCCACUAAUGCUUUCCUGUUGCACAAAGAGCUGAUUGGAAACAUGACUCGCAAAGAGUUCAUGGAGGAGCUUAUUGCAGAGCUCUGUGGUGUGUCAAAGAAAGCAGAACCAAAACAGUCCAACACAGAACAUGUGCCAAUCCCAGGAGCUGAGCUGACUUCAGAUCUCAUAAGAAAUGCUACUGUCGGUCGCCGGAAUUGUAUACAUUGCAAGACAGUGCAUGGAAAGAGGCUACAAACACCUUGGAAAUGCCAGGCUUGUGACGUUUAUUUGUGUCUUCAGUUGAAAAGAAACUGUUUCCAGGAAUGGCACAAAGGUGUAUUCAAAUCUGGGAGCUGAAAAAUGUGCCGUUUAAUGUGGCGUUUUUUUUUUUUUCAAUUU